Messenger RNA from Esox lucius (northern pike), 3560 nucleotides. It is a transcript of the gene nt5c1aa, whose product is annotated as 5'-nucleotidase, cytosolic IAa. Lineage: Eukaryota; Metazoa; Chordata; Actinopteri; Esociformes; Esocidae. Gene Ontology annotation, biological process: adenosine metabolic process; nucleotide metabolic process. The coding region runs from base 663 to 1835 and encodes 390 amino acids. The transcript is spliced from 7 exons. The record is from RefSeq and is a predicted model, not a curated record. Gene Ontology annotation, molecular function: 5'-nucleotidase activity; nucleotide binding; magnesium ion binding. Gene Ontology annotation, cellular component: cytoplasm; cytosol.
AUAUGCAGGGGGCGAGAGAGGCAGAGGCAAAAGAGGGAUUAGAGCUGCGGGACGGAGAGUGAUUGAAUGGGACAGAUCUGGAGUGGGGACUGAGGCAGACCGAGCAACAGACCGAGCAACAGCAGAGAGAGAGCUGUGAAGAAACACACCAAUAAAAAUACAUUUUUUACACUUCACAGGAUCUUCAAAGGACAACCUAUGUGUCUGUUCUCCCAUGAGUGACUGCGUGUGUGUGUGUGCGUAUGUGUGUGUGUAAUACUGUUGCCUGUAUACCAGAGACCAUCGGAAAAAAGUGAAUGUGAGUGUGUGAGGAAAGGUUUCGAGUGUGUGUGUGUGUGUGUGUGUGCGCGUGUGCGUUCACGCGUGUGUGUGUGUGUCUGUAAGAAACUGUACCUGAAUUGUGCCUUGCAGUGCAAUGCAGCACAACCUCUGAAGAGAGGAGACGCUGAAGAACAGCCACUGCCUGGAUACACUCUUGUGCUACUGCUCUCGUGUGACACCGACUCCUCAGGACCAGGGAAGAACUGAACCCCAACACUGGAAAGUACCGACGAGGACCGGAUCUUUCGACUGGUCGGCACCAUAAGCCCCCAUUUGAAGAGGUGGCUUAGACUGUAUUACAUAAGUGGACUGUACCAUUUGGAUAGCGAGGGGGUUUGUUUAUGUUUAGGAUGAGUCUGGAGCCUGUGCAGGUGAUGCUGGGGAAGUCUAUCCCCAUGGAAACAAAUGUCAUCGCCUCUGCAAAUGGAGACAGUAAAGGACCCUGGGAGGGAAAAGAUGAGUUUGACCAAGAAAACCUGGGUCUUACCACAAAACCCCAACUGGUGUCGAUUCAGAGAAGAGCCCGCAAAGUGGAGGGAGGCAUUUUCUUUCCCAAGCCAGAGAAUGCAGUGACUGUUGCGGUGUCCUCCCGGGUCUUGUUCCGAACUGAGACGGAGCAGAUGGUGUAUGUGCAGAAAGGUGUGGAGGAGUACCUACGGUACCAGGUGGAGCACGAAAAUGAGCCCUUUGCCCCCGGACCAGCCUUCUCUUUCGUCAAGGCAUUGGAGGAGGUGAAUGCUCGUCUGCGAGAGCUUUAUCCGGAGAGUGAGGAACUGUUUGACAUUGUCCUGGUGACGUACAACCACGCCGCUGUAGGGGUCAGGCUCAUUAAUACCAUCAACCAUCACAAUCUGUUCAUUGAGAGGUUUUGUAUGACAGGAGGUAGCUCACCUAUUGGAUACCUGAAGGCCUGGCACACCAACCUGUACUUAUCUGCAGAUGCUGAGAAGGUCAGGGAGGCACUUGCCGAAGGAAUUGCUGCAGCCACCAUGUUCAUGUCGGAGAAGUUGACGGAGGUGUCGCAGACACAGCUGAGAGUGGCGUUUGACGGCGAUGCUGUCCUCUUCUCUGACGAAUCAGAGCGCAUUUUUAAGACCCAGGGCCUGGACGGGUUCUUUCAGCAUGAGCGGGACAAUGAGGACGUUCUACUGGACCGCGGACCUCUGAAGGAUUUCCUGGCGUCGCUCGGCAAACUCCAGAAGAAGUUCUACGCCAAAGGCCACCGCCUGGACUGCCCCAUCCGCACCUACCUGGUGACGGCCCGCAGCGCGGCCAGCUCCGGCAUCCGAGCCCUGAAGACGCUGAGAGCCUGGGGCCUGGAGACUGACGAGGCCCUGUUUUUGGCUGGCGCACCCAAGGGCCCGAUGCUGGACAAAAUCAGGCCCCACAUCUACUUCGAUGACCAAAUGUUCCACGUGGAAGGGGCGGCGGAGAUGGGCACAGUCGCGGCUCACGUGCCGUACGGCAUCGCCCAGAAGUACCCGCACAAGAAGAGCUCCAAGGCAGGAAAGUAGGUGUUGGGGGGCGGGAGGAGUGGAUAAUGGGAGAAUCCAAGAAUGAGGAAAGAGACUAAGACAAAUGGAGGACAUUAAGAUGGAUAGAAGACGUCUAUAGAGAGUGGAGACACCAGAGCUGAAAUACGAGGCGCAGUAAUCAGGAUUGGGGGUAGAGAGGAAACUGAGCGAACGCGAAAAUGAUGAGCUGUUAGGAACAUUUCGCCUUCUCCGCCAGGGUCAUUGGAAAGAAAAACGGAAAUAUUAUUUGCAAAAGAGCUAAGUUUUGAACCAAAGUUGCUCAGUAACAACAACUAUACAGACCUUUGUAGCUUAGUUCUCAGAGCAUGCCACUUGUAAAACCGGAGUAGUUGAUUCAAUGCCCAGGACCAUCAAAACGUAAAAUAUACACAGGCAUGAAUGUAUGUCAUUCUAGAUUAAAGUUGCUGCUACAUGGCAUCUACUAUAUAACCAGUGAACCAUCACUUGUCCCAGAAACGUCAGGAGGUUGUACCAUGUUCCUCUGAAUGACCUUAGAAUGUCCACAUGUUAGAAAGAGACAUAAUGAGGUCUCACCUAAUAAAAGAGACAUACUGAGGUCUCACCUAAUAGAGACAUACUGAGGUCUCACCUAAUAAAUGACUAUUUGGUUGUUUUGAGGAAUAUGAUUGGAUCAGAUGAUUUGAAGAUUGAAGAUUUGUGUCUGUAUGGAGUUGUUUUACCUCAUCAGCUUAGAUUGGAGCAGCCAUUCUGUAAAUGUUUUUUUUAUUUAUUUGUAUCAUUAGACCUUCAGUUGGACUUCCUUGUAUUGAGAUAACCUGUAUACUAUCAGUUUUACCUCACCUUCAUUUGAACUGAGUAUCUUAUACAGUGUAUUCUUUUAUCCGUGUGGAACCGAACAUGUGAGGCUAUAUCUCAAUGACUUCUGUGAUUUCUGUCUCCAAGAUGAAGAAUGUACUAAAAUAAUAAUAGUAUCAUGGAUUCAGAACCCAUGGAAAAGACGGGUGACUGACAGUUAACGCUGUUUCGCACCAAUAGCAUUAAUACAAGCCAUUACAGUAUAUAAAAGCACAGAGAAUGCAGUCAAAGAACAAUCAUUGGCAGGCAGAAAAUACAUAUCAUUUAUAGCACAGUCUGAAAACAAUAGAUUUGAUGUAUUGUUGCAAUAUAUAUAUAGUUUUUUAUGCUGUGUUACUUUAUCUCAUGAGAAAAAUAAAAUGUUUAACAAUAAGGAUUAUUUCAAUUAAAUAGGUACAGUUCCGGAAAAGCAAGAAAAAACCUAACUAAAAAUAGUAUUUUUUCUACACCAAUCAAUGUUAAAAAUCAAAGCCAUAAAUAACAACCACAAUGUUGCUACAUCUCCGAAUAUCAGUUGGUGCCUUAGUUUAAGAAUCCUGCUAUGUGGCAUAGUAGUUCAGUCUAAAUCGUGUUGCAGUAUUUACCCAGUUGUCUCAUGAUAUCUGCCCUCACAGAUGUGUUUUCACAUGUUAGACCAUGAAUUGUGGGCGCCAGGUUACUAUGGUAAAAAUUGUAUUGCUGGGUUUGAAGAAAUCCUGGGGUAGAUGUAUGUUAAUGCAUGGGGAACAGUAUCCACUGAGGUUGAUUUUCUGUAGCACAACAGAACUUUUCUAGAAAUCCAAAUCCAGAAGCAAUGUGGACAUGCAAAUGUAAUGCUUGUGUAAUUUUGACAUUUCUGUUGAUUUACUUAUUUAAUAUUAUCAAAUUAAAGAUAUCUGCUGUCAUUUA